AUGGAAAACCAGUUGUUUCCUGAAAUGGUGCUUUACACUGUUUGUUCAGCCCUGGAACUCUUCGCAGGAAUAAUUGUUAAUGGAUGCAUUGCUGUUGUCCUUGGCAUUGAAUGGGUUAGAAGCAGAAAAUUGAGUUCAUGCGACACGAUCAUUCUCAGUCUGGCUUUAUCCCGAUUUUGCCUACAGUUUGCCAUAACAUUGGACAGUUUUGUCAUCCAGUUGGAUGCUGAAAUCUUUGGACAUUGCGUAACAUUGGGAAUCAUUGCAGCUUUUUGGAUGUUUUCAAACCAUGCAAGUCUCUGUUUUCAAGCCUGCCUUUCUGUUUUCUACUUUGUAAAGAUUGCUGACUUCACUCAAUCACUCUUUGUACGGCUCAAACUAGGAAUCUCCAAGCUGGUUCCAUGGCUCCUUUUUAGUUCCUUUUUAUACUCUUUGGUUACUGCAGUCCCUUUAAUAAUGCUUUCAUAUAUAUUUUCUCGUAACCUUACCAACAAUACUUCAAAUAAUAGGGCUGUGGCACUCUGUAAAAAAAAGAUGUCGACCAUACUAUAUUUGUUCUACACCACUGCAUCUAUUGUUCCUCUCAUGCUAUUUAUGGCAUCGUCAUCGCUGCUAAUAAUCUCUCUAUGGAGACACACCAGAAGAAUGAAACAGAGCUCCAAUCAGUUCAGUAAACCCAGUUGUCAGGCCCAUAAGGCUGCAGUUAAAAAUGUGGUACUAUUUCUGGUCAUCUACAUGAUUUAUUUUGUACUUACAGCCAACUUGCUAUUUUCUCCAUCUCUUUCAGACAUGACAUGGACAAUAUCACUCCGUGCCAUUGUGACUGCUACAUAUCCUUUCAUCCAUUCUAUUGCCUUGAUUUUAAGUAACACCAAACUUAAGCAGAUUUUAGGAAAAAUGCUUCAUUCUGGUACUGUUAGCUUUGUAAGAGGCAUUUAA
Messenger RNA from Eublepharis macularius, 939 nucleotides. RefSeq names its product taste receptor type 2 member 9-like. The transcript has a single exon. Lineage: Eukaryota; Metazoa; Chordata; Lepidosauria; Squamata; Eublepharidae. Gene Ontology annotation, biological process: sensory perception of taste; G protein-coupled receptor signaling pathway; detection of chemical stimulus involved in sensory perception of bitter taste. The record is from RefSeq and is a predicted model, not a curated record. Bases 1 to 939 code for a protein of 312 amino acids. Gene Ontology annotation, molecular function: G protein-coupled receptor activity; bitter taste receptor activity. Gene Ontology annotation, cellular component: membrane.